AUAUCUUUAUUGACAUCAUAAAUAACACUGCCUAUGUUAAUAUUAGGAAAGUAAAUAAAUCAAUAAAAUAAUAAAGGUAAAUAUGUACAUAAACAUGUAAAAGAGUGUCAAAAUAUUGUUCGUGUCAAAACAAAUUCAAAUGUAGUUCAAAACAAAUAAACCGAAAGUUAACAUUAACAAAAAAUUAAUUCACUUAUCAUGGAAUUUAAUAAAAUCACCGAAACAUAGCGUGCACACGUAACAAUCGUCGCCGCAAAACAAGAACGGUGACCUCUUUGAAAGCAAAAAAAAAAAAAGCAGUGAAGUAAAAUUCCUCGCUUAGCAUUAACCAAUAUUAUUAAUAUUUCAUUACACCAAUUAAACAUUCUGCCUCGAGCCGGAGCGAGUCAGUGUAAAAUUGGUCGCGAAACGCGAACGAAUUGAGAAGAAAAAAAAAAAAAAAACAAAAGCGAAAGGCGCAAACUGAACAACUGAACACCAAAGAUAAGAUAAAAUGUACCGAUAUUGUCGCGGCGCUCCGCACGUCGCACGCUAACGCAUUCGUCGAAAAAUUCUUCCCCACAAUUUACCGUCGCCGUCGUCGUCGUCGUCGUAGUCAUUCGCAGUUCGUUAAACUGAAUGAAAAUUUUACGUCGCUGACUGACUGUGUGCGUCCGCGUUCGGAACAUGUUCGCAGAGCGACAACGCAAAUCGCGUCCGAACUUUGAGUGAUUGAUCGAAGGAAACGCGGCGAGAGCGACUUCGGCGACACAUCCAAGUUGGCCUUGCAUCCGAAACGAAAAACCGCCGCACCGACAAUACCGCCGUUUUACCGGACUAUUAUGUGAGUCCCCGUCAGCACCCGCAAAGACCGUGCCAAACGUGCGAACCUCCCAGUUUCGUGUGUGCGGUUUUUUUCGCUCCCUGUCGCCGCCACGGAUCAGCUGAUCGCCACCACGUGUGCGUGUGUCGAAGGCGAAGCGUCGUCAGUGCGGGCUCUCCGGUGCCGUUUGAUGUUUGCGUGCCGAUUGAAAAAAUGACGACCCCACAAUCGCCCAGCAGCGAUGCGAACAAGCCGCUGUUGGAGAGUCCGGAAAAGCGGCCCGGCAUCAGGGGACCGCCGAACUCGAGGAUCGACGAGAACGGACAGGAGAACCACAAGGAAAAAAGCCUGCUCAGGAACAAAAGCGUUGUAAUCACAGAACAAAAUAAUGAAAAGAAAAAGAUGCAAAAGUGGAAACAGGUCCCACCUGACGGUGGAUGGGGGUGGCUAGUCCUGAUCGGCUCAACCUUAGUCAACGUUCUAGUACCUGGCACGAUAAAGUCCUUCGGCGUCUUAUUUUUGGAGUUCCUCGAAGUCUUCAAUGCCUCCCCGUCUGCAGGAAUGUGGAUACCUGCUCUCUGCUACUUUUUGUACAGCUCUUUAGGUCCCGUUUCCAGCAUAUUGUCGCUGCGAUUCUCCUACCGGACGGUCACCUUAGUUGGAGGAACGUUCGCGGCCUUCGGGAUGAUCAUCAGUUUCUGGGCCCAGUCGAUAAUAUGGUUGUACAUAACGUACGGGAUAAUGGUUGGGAUUGGUGCAGGUCUAUCAUUCCCUCCAACUGUUUACAUAGUCACCAGUUACUUUGUCCGACUGAGAGGCAUCGCCAACGGAAUUUGUAUAUCAGGCUCAGCUCUGGGCUCCAUUAUUCUGCCACCACUUCUGCGAAUAAUCCUCAACGAGUACGGCUACAGGGGAGCGGUGCUCCUCAUGGGGGGCAUCACAUUGAACGUGUGGGUGGCGGCCUUGUUCUACGAUCCAGUGGAAAAACACAUGAAGAAGGUGCCAAUAGAUGAUGAGAAAAAGGAUGCCGAAGACAGCGCCUUGGUGCCAGCCAAAUUCACAAUCAGCACCGAAGACAGCUUGCCUUCGCUGCAGCACAUCCCGCACAACGAUUCGUUCCUGGAAAAUUUGGACACCUCAACGGGCAACUUCAACAGGAGCGUCUCCAGUGCGGCAUUCCAGAAUCUGAAGCCGAACCCGACGAGCCGCGAGAGAAAGAUCAGCAUGCCGACGGGCCGGAACGAAGUCAUGCGUGCCAAAACCAAUUCCCACAGUAUAAUGAACAGUUCUUCCGCUUUACAUUCGGUGCCAGAGAAGCAGAACGGCGGCGGGGCCAUGGAUAUGUACUCCCAGGGGCGCCUGCCCAGCAACAGGAGGUCCAGGACGGGGGUGCCGAAGAGAAGCCCUUCUACUAGCUCGUUUCAGUAUAUCAGUACGCCCUACCACGGUAGUACUUUGACGCUCCAGCCGGAGACGUUCGCCAGUUCCUUCAGCUUGAGGUCCAUUCGAACGAAUAAGUCGGUGGAACCGGAAGAACAGGUUCCUAAGAAGAAGUUCUUUGAUAUAUCCGUAUUGGCCGAUCCUAUUUACCUUAUUAUUCUUAUAUCUAAUGCCACAAACGCUAUAGGUUAUACCAAUUUUAUUAUAUUGUUACCAUAUUAUGCCAAUCAUUUGUACGAUGAUAAAGAUAUGUCGGCGUAUUUGUUGUCCAUUGUCUCCGCUUUGGAUCUUGUGGGCAGAAUAGGUGGUUCUGCCCUGUCCGACGUGACGAAGUUUCCAAAAUACUGGUAUUUCAUUGGAGGACUCUUUGUUUCUGGCGUAUCUUUAUUUAUCAUGCCAUUCUUUAGGGCGUAUUAUGUAAUUGCGGUUAUUUGUUCCAUCUUUGGAUUGGCGUCUGGAAUUUAUGUGGGUAUCACGGCUGUGAUCAUGGCUGAUAUGUUAGGCGAAGAGAAGUUACAAAGUACGUAUGGCAUUUCGCUGUUUGUUAACGGGGUGUUGCAGUUAGUUGGGCCACCAAUUUGUGGAAUUUGGUAUGACAGAACAAAGUCAUUUUUCUCAUUGUUCUGCAGUUUAGGUGCAAUUAUUGUUUGUGGUUCCCUCAUUUGGGGAUUCAUGCCGUUCGUCAAAAACAAGAACAAGACAGUGGAAACAGAUUUAGAAGAAACGUCAUAGUCUGAUGGAUUUAUAGAACAAUUUUUAGUGUAUUUAUGUAAUUUUAAUUAUUUUUAUUAUUGUUUUUUAAGACAGUGGUAGCUAUAAGAAAGAGACAUUCAAAUUUAGUAAUGUAGGAACUGUCCAACAAUUUUCUGACGAAUAUCUUAAAAAAUCUAUUGUUUGGACAAUGUUGGAACACUUUAUACUAUUAAACAGGCUUUUUUUAAACGAGAUUUCUACUUUAUUGAAUUUUAUAUCAAAUUUAUAUUACAAAAUUAUAUAAGAUUGCAUUACUUAUUAUGCAAAUAUUAAAUUGUAUGUUAUAGCAUUCCAUUGAAACUUUUACCAUAUAUUAUAAAUUUAAAUGUUUUAUAAUUAUAUAAACUCCAUAUACUCAAAGAAACACCUGUCCUUAAUACAACAUAUAUUGAUGUUAAUCAGUUAUGUUUAAAAAACUUUCCAUAUCAAUUAAAGGUGCUUUCAAGUAUUUGUAUUUUUAUAUUGUAAUUUUAUUGUCAUAUUUCUAUACUUACAUAAAUUGUGAUAUAUAAAAUAAUUUAAUGUAAUUAUUUCCAAAAUAUAUAUAGUUAAUAUAAAGCA
This is a messenger RNA of Aethina tumida (small hive beetle), 3556 nucleotides long. RefSeq names its product monocarboxylate transporter 14 (gene hrm). The transcript has 3 exons. Gene Ontology annotation, molecular function: monocarboxylic acid transmembrane transporter activity. The coding region runs from base 1016 to 2974 and encodes 652 amino acids. Lineage: Eukaryota; Metazoa; Arthropoda; Insecta; Coleoptera; Nitidulidae. Gene Ontology annotation, biological process: transmembrane transport; monocarboxylic acid transport. The record is from RefSeq and is a predicted model, not a curated record.